AUGGACAACCUGGGCUGCGACAAGGGCAGGUGGGCUGCCCUUAAAAGAAGGUCGGGCAGGAUCGAUCCUUCCACCCUUCGGCCCAUGUGGGAUGUGGGAUGCAGGGCCCAGCCGCUGCGCUGCACUGACUGGCCCCGCGUUCGGACGGAAACAAACGCCAAGUCAAUGGGCAAGGGUGAGGAGGUCAAAGGCAAACAAAGGGCACAGGCGCAGAAAGGGAGCAAGUCUAUUCCUUGACAAAAUUCUAUCAACUCUGCCCACUUCCAUCGCCUGCUUCUCGUCACGCCAUUCUCAGCCUACCGCUUUCCCCAGCCAGCCGCGUCAUGCUCGUUCUGUUAAGCAGCAGAGCCGGUGG
Molecule: messenger RNA, 355 nt
Organism: Gaeumannomyces tritici R3-111a-1
Lineage: Eukaryota; Fungi; Ascomycota; Sordariomycetes; Magnaporthales; Magnaporthaceae
Exons: 2
Coding region: 1-237 (78 amino acids)
Source: RefSeq, a predicted model, not a curated record